UAUGACAUCCCAGUGAACUUAGAAGUUGCAGUCCGUUCGAAGCAGUCGAUUCGUAUUUAUAUUUGAACUAACCAGGAACCAAACCGGGUCUCUCAAAACUAAAAAAUGGAUAACGAAAUCGAUAAAGUCGAAAAUAAGCUGAAGGCGUCUCUGCAGAUGUGCAACCUGAACCGCAAGGACGGGGAUGAUUUUGCCGAAUUCGAGGCUACUCUUGCAAAGAUCGAUAGUAUAUUGAACAACAAAGGCCCCCUGGAAGAUGAUUCGCAGGCAGACAAUGGAGCAGGUGGCGAGCCCAAGCAAAAGAUCGACUUUGACAAACUGGACGUGGACAAAGUGCAUCUAAAAGUGCGCCAAAAUCGCACAGUGAUUAACAAGAAGCCCACCGAGGAGGACAAUAAGACUCAGCCCAAGGUGUUGGACCAGCAGAGCUUCAUGGAUCAGGUGGAACGGGAUGCCAACGAUCGUGCCGAGGCGCGUGCCAAAUCCGAAUACGAGGCAGAGCUAGAGAGAGCUCAAGGAAACGAAGCCUUUCGCAACGAGAAAUACGAGAAGGCUAUUAUCCACUACGAAAAGGCCAUCAUUAAAGUCAAGAACAGUGCUAUAACCUACAACAAUCGCGCCUUGUGCUACAUCAAACUUUGCAAUUACAAACGCGCCCUAAAGGACUGUCAACACGUGCUGGAGAACCUGCAGGAGACUAAUCUUCGUGCCUGGCUGUACCAGGCCAAUGCCUAUAAGCAUUUAAACCAGGUGGAUAAGUUCGAGGAGAGCGUGGCCAAGGCACGUGAACAUAAUCCGAAUCAGCUGGCCUACAUUGACAAGUACAUCAAGCAGUUGGAUGACGAAGUUGAGAAGCAUUAGAAUUAAUUUAUUUGUUUAUAUCAUACUCACUCAGCAUAAGCAUCACGCCCAGAAAAGAGACACACGAAUAAAGGAACGGCAGGUGAACACUGCCUAAAUCUGUGAAGCGUGAAAA
Molecule: messenger RNA, 976 nt
Organism: Drosophila gunungcola (fruit fly)
Lineage: Eukaryota; Metazoa; Arthropoda; Insecta; Diptera; Drosophilidae
Product: sperm-associated antigen 1
Exons: 3
Coding region: 106-861 (251 amino acids)
Molecular function (GO): protein binding
Source: RefSeq, a predicted model, not a curated record